This is a messenger RNA of Myripristis murdjan (pinecone soldierfish), 5085 nucleotides long. It is a transcript of the gene mrtfab, whose product is annotated as myocardin related transcription factor Ab. NCBI's taxonomy places the organism in Eukaryota, Metazoa, Chordata, Actinopteri, Holocentriformes, Holocentridae. Gene Ontology annotation, cellular component: nucleus. The coding region runs from base 391 to 4158 and encodes 1255 amino acids. Gene Ontology annotation, molecular function: transcription coactivator activity. The record is from RefSeq and is a predicted model, not a curated record. The transcript is spliced from 17 exons. Gene Ontology annotation, biological process: positive regulation of transcription by RNA polymerase II; smooth muscle cell differentiation.
AGGAGAGAACAGGAGGAAGGAGAGAGUGAGAGAGAGAGAGAGAGAGAGAAGCAGGAGACAGAACAAUCGAUUACUGUGAAACAGAGGAGAGAGGCAUCGGGAGAGGAAAGGUGGUCGCGCUGUUUUUCCAACUCGCUUUGGUUCGGAAAGAGAUUUUGUUUGACUUGUAUGAAGCACGAGAGUCUUCUGGAAAAGCAGCUGAUUCACGUCUUCCCCUUGGCAAGAGAGGACGGCUAAUUGAGGGGACAUUUUUAACACGUCAAAACCUUUCUACUGAAGAGCUGCCAAAGCAUUUUCAAGUAACAUCCAGGACUUUGGACAGAGGACUGCUUUUGAAUGGAACGAGAAGUUCAAUGUUGACAGGAUAAUUUCUCUCCGAUCUGACCGAUAAUGCUGGACACCAACCACUGCCUGUCCUUCGAGCCCUCCCCCCUGGGCUCUCCUCCAAUAGGAGAAGACAUGGAGAAGCCAGGCCUGAGGACGGAUCACGACAAGCACAUCUAUCACAGCCUGAAAGAAGUCCUCCAGCUCAAACUCCAGCAGAGACGAACCCGAGAGGAACUGGUCAGCCAAGGGAUCAUGCCACCACUGAAGAGCCCGGCGGCCUUUCACGAACAGAGGAAGAGUCUGGAGAGAGCCAGGACUGAGGACUAUCUGAAGAGGAAGAUCCGGAGUCGUCCAGAGCGCUCGGAGCUGGUCAGGAUGCACAUCCUGGAGGAGACGUCGGCAGAGCCAUCCCUGCAGGCCAAGCAGCUGCAGCUGAAGCGAGCCCGGCUGGCCGACGACCUCAACGACAAAAUCUCCCACCGACCGGGUCCCAUCGAGCUGGUGCACAAAAACAUCCUGCCUUUCAGCUGCUCCCUGCAGCACUCACUGUUGGAUUCUCCAAAGGGAGCCGGAGGAGAGAGCUCCUCAUUGGACGAAGACAGCAGUGAUGCGCUGUCACCGGACCAGCUGACCAAUCACGACUCUCCGCUGGGUGCCGCUCCUCAGCUGUCUCCCUCUGACAUGCUCACCCAGAACGGGAGCAUUUCCCCCACACAGUUCCUCACCCAGCCGCCUCCUCCACCUCCACCCCCUCCUCCCUCCCAGAUGAACAGUUCAGACUCCCCCCCGCCUCAGAAACUGACCAAUGGGAUGGCGACUGGAGCGAACUCCCGCCCGGCCACAGGACAGGCUAAGCAGUCUCAGGCCAAGGCGAGCUCAGAGCGUCCGCCCCAGAGGCCCAAGAAGCCCAAGGACAACAAACCCAAGGUGAAGAAGCUGAAGUACCACCAGUACAUCCCCCCAGACCAGAAGGCAGACAAGGAGCCUCCUCCACAGCUGGACUCCUCAUAUGCGAAGAUCCUCCAGCAGCAGCAGCUCUUCCUGCAGCUGCAGAUCCUGAGCCAGCAGCAGCAGCACUACAACUACCACACCAUCCUGCCUGCACCUCCCAAACCGCCGGCUGAGCAGCCCCCCUCAACCAACCCUGGCCCCUCCCCGUCCCGCAGCAUUCCCACGACAACCACCUCGGCCCCCACCAAUCAGAGCGCCACAAGCCGUCAGAGCCAAACCGCAGUGGGAGGAGCCAAGCCAGCCUCUCUGCCAGCCAAUCUGGAUGAGUUUAAAGUUGCUGAGUUGAAACAGGAACUGAAAUUGCGCGGUCUGACCGUCUCAGGCACUAAGAAUGACCUUAUCGAGAGGCUUCGCAACUACCAGGAACAAAAUGGCGUCACCUCGGCAGUUUCUAAGAAUGGCAUAUCACACGCUGCAACCCCGGCCACCAACAGCAACACAUCAGCUCCGACCGCGAACGCCACUCCGAAUCACCAGACAGGAGAGAGCGGAGCCAAGGUGACGUCGUUGUCAUUGGCUCAAGCUGCGGCUCCCGGGCGGGUCAUGCGUUUUGGCAGCACCAGCUCCAGCCCCCCGGUGUCACCGACUCCGUCUGAGCGCUCAUUGGCCGGGAUGAGUCCUGAUGAGACCAGCUGUAAUGGAGACAUGUUUGGAGAGAUGGUGAGCUCCCCCCUGACCCAGCUCACCCUCCACCCCUCUCCCCAGCACCCGUCCAAUGUAGCUCCACUCCCCCAAGUCAAAGAGGAGAACCAGGGGCAGCUACAGAACUCGUGCAGCCUCUCCAGGUCUUCACCCUCCUCAAUCCAGUGUCUGGAGCCUCAGAGCGGUGUGGCCAUGGACACCUCUUCCCUGGACAAGGACCAGAUGCUCCAGGAGAAGGACAAGCAGAUUGAGGAGUUAACCAGGAUGCUGAGGCAGAAGCAGAGGCUGGUGGAGACCCUCAGGUCCCAGCUGGAGCAGGGGAAGAUGGUAGGGGGAGUGGUGGUGGAGAAGGAAGGUGGCGAGAGGAGCAGAACAGCAGCCCCGGAGACCAAACCUCAGACUCUGAUCAAGGCUUCGGCCAUCCAGCCCCCCACGCUGCCUAACGGGAUGCUGGUGAAGGUGAAGAAGGAGAUGGAGCCUGAGGAGGGAAUGGAGGGAGUGACAGAGGAGGCCCAGACAAAGAAACCAGCUCAGCCGAUGCAGUGCUCUCAGGAGACGCUGCUCAAACUGCAGCAGAUCCACCGGCUGCAGGUCCAACAAACUGAACAGCAGAAACAGCAGCAGCAUCUCAGACAGCAGCAGCAGAUUCAGAUGCAGCAGCAGAAAACAGCAGAGGCCAAGCCAAACCCUCAAAAACAACCACAACCGCAGAGCCAACAAAAGAUAGCUCAGAUCUUGCUCCAUCAGCAGCAGCAGCUCAUCAUCCAGCAAACCCAACAGAAGCAGCUGCAGGCCCAGAAAAUGGCCCAGCAGAAACUGGCCCAGCAGAAACUCGCUCAGCAGAAGCUGGUGCAGCAGAACCAGCUGAAGCAAAACCCAAACCAGGUCCAGGCUCAGCAGAACCAGCAGAAGAACCAGGUUCAGCUGAAGCAGGUCCAGAACCAGACGGUGGUGUCCCAGAAGCCUGUGAUGAACCAAACCCAGCAGAGGAAGCAGCAGAGGGCACAGCAGAGGCAGCAGAAACUGCAGCAGACAGUCACAACACAACAGGUGACUCCGGUCUUCAUCAGCCAGCAGAACGGCACGCAGCUCCCCACCCAGACCAUUUCAUUAGACCUCCUCAAGGCCAACGGCACGCCGACCCUCGUCACCGAUGGAAACGGCAACCACUACUUGAUUGCGCUGACCAAUCACACCACGGACGGACAGAACGGAGUGUCCUCAUUGGGCAAAACCAACGGGCGCAUCACACUGCAGAGAUUGCAGUCGACUCCGACUAAACUCCCCAGCGAAUCAGCCGGUGACACUAACAGCACUGAGACCCAAUCAAAAGAGCCGAUACAGCCGGAGCCUGAGAGCCAGCCAAUCAAAAAGGGACAGAAGGCGGGGCUACACCUGGACACCAACGGCGCGCCGCAGCCCAGCCUGUCGGUCUCGGCUCCGCCCAACCUGCAGCCUUUCUUCGACGACGCGUCCGAUUCUGAAAGCCAAAGCACCAUAAUCUCAUCUCUGAAGGAGAACGGCCUGAGCAGCCAGCAGAUGGACGACCUGUUCGACAUCCUGCUGAAGAGCGGAGAAAUCUCCGGUUUCAAGGCCAACCCAGACCCCUCCCUGGCCCACCUCCACUCUGACCCGCCCUCCCCGUCCUCUCCCCCGUCCCCGCUCCACCUCUCCCCCCCGACCCCUCCCUCGCCCACCUCCCUCAUCUCCCCGCAGCCGUCGUCAGGUGACCCCUGCUCGGACAUCUCGGACGUCGGACGCCUGGAAGACUUCCUGGAGAGCACGACAGGCGCUCCGCUGCUGGGCGUGGAGGUGGACAGCAGCCUGACGCUGAUCGACGACCUGCACAGCCAGAUGCUGAGCACGCCCAGCAUCCUGGACCACCCCCCCUCCCCUAUGGACACGUCCGACCUGGGCUUCUCCCCCCACCCGGCGGGGCUGGACUUUGGCAACCCCACCCUGGACAGCAUGGACUGGCUGGACAUCUCCAUGGCGGGGGGCGGCGGCGGGGGAGGGAGCGGGGGCGGAGCAGGGCGAGGAGGCGGCGGCGGAGGGCUGGGAACGGGAGACGGGGGCACAAGCCUCGCCCCGCUGGCGCCUCACACCCCGCCCAGCGUCUUCUCGGCCGAUUUUCUGGACAGCUCGGACCUGCAGCUGCACUGGGAGUCGUGCUUGUAGCCACGCAGGCGAACGCGUGCGCGCUCGCACCGUGCACAGGCUCCAUCUUCAUUUCAUGCACACACACACCUUCUCUAUGCUGUCUCUACCACUGCGGGGUCACUGGCACACACAUACACACUCGGUUUGCCCUGACUCUCACCGACAGUUACUGUACGCAGCAUGAGGAAGAAAUGUUGAGGUUAAAUUCGUGGAUUGGGCUUUACUGAACUGAAAUGGACUGUCGGCCAUCUUUGAAUUGUAAUUUAAUGAGGCCCAAUCAGAUCCCUUUCUCCUCCUUAACUCGCAUUAACACAGAAACUGGACUGACAACCAAAACGUCAGAUAAACAAAGGUUGUAUAAACCCACAAAUGGUUUAAUAUAUCAGCGGUGACAAGGGAUAGUCAGUGAAGUUUCCUCAGGCUUCACAGCGCCCCGCUGUGGCGAACAAAACAAAACACAGGUAGCACAGUGUGUGUGUGUGUCAGUGCCUCCAACUUUGCACUUAUGCUGAAUCUGAUUGGUUUAAAUAGGGGCUUUCCAGGUGAAGCUCAGGCCAACAGCCGGAUCCUAACACUGUCUGGACGAGUGGCUUUGUGAGAGCCCUGCUCAUCUCGUGUGUGUGUGUGGAUCGGCUGAGCCGGCGGUGGCGGCGGCGGCUUGGAGCCUGAACGCGACCCGGAGGAGUCGAGCACCGUAGGUUGAAAGUUGCUGUUGCGGUGAACCACAUCAGUGGCAACAGUUUGAUGAAUUGAAGCCUCAUUGGAGGUUGGGUAUUAUUGGAGAUGUUUAUGGUAGACCACUAUGCAUUGCUGUAUAUGGGGUGUAUAUUAUCAAUUGUCCAUAUGAAUAUUUUUCUUUGCUGGUUGCUUAGAGUCGAGCUGGCCGGCUGGGGGACAGAGGGGGAGGGCCGUGCCUCCAGACACCUUGGAUCUUGUCCUUUUUUU